Lotus japonicus is the source of this 1793-nucleotide messenger RNA. RefSeq names its product protein WHAT'S THIS FACTOR 1 homolog, chloroplastic. The record is from RefSeq and is a predicted model, not a curated record. The coding region runs from base 130 to 1335 and encodes 401 amino acids. Gene Ontology annotation, molecular function: RNA binding. The transcript has a single exon. NCBI's taxonomy places the organism in Eukaryota, Viridiplantae, Streptophyta, Magnoliopsida, Fabales, Fabaceae.
AAAAAAUGUUGUUACACAAUUUUAACAUCACAGCGUGCGUUUAGUUUCAAGUUGUGAGGAUGCGCUUUCUCUACAACCCUACCUAUAGCCAUUGUUAACUGAUGAUGAGUCAUCAUUUAGAUUGAUUCCAUGGCUUGGCGCUUCUUCUCCAUCUUCAAAUCCUCCAAAACCCUAUCCCCUAAGAACCCUAAUCCCAAUUUCUUCACUGCCCCAUUUUCCACCUCCUUCUUAGUCACCAAAACCCCAAAAAAGCUCAAGAAAAAACACAAACCCAAACACAGUCCCCGAACCAACCCGGUCCAACCACAACCCAACCGCAUCGCCGAACUGGAACGUAUCCUCGACCGGGACGCACUCCUCCGGUUCGUCACCAAAUCGAAGCAGUUCCUCUCCUCCCAGCCGGAGCAUGUCCUCCGCCUCGACGACGCUGGGAAGCUCCACCGCGAGCUCGGCUUCCCUCGCGGCCGCAAGGUCUCCCGCUUCAUCCAGGACCACCCGCUCCUCUUCCAGACCUACCGCCACUCCGACGGCAAAAUGUGGCUCGGGUUCACCGACCUCAUGGAAGAUCUCCUCGCCGAGGAGCAAUGCAUCAUGGACUCCAUGGAGAAGGAUCGCGUUGACAAGGUUCGGAGGUUGCUGAUGAUGUCUGCGCGUAACCGAAUUGCUUUGAGUAAGAUUCACCAUUGUAGAACCCUUUUUGGAAUCCCCCAUGAUUUUCGCGACCGGGUCGCGAAGUACCCGGGGUUUUUCCGGGUUGUGGUGGAGAGUGAUGGGAGGAGGGUGCUUGAGUUGGUUAAUUGGGACCCUGUUCUUGCGGUGAGUGCGCUUGAGAGGGAGUUUGUGGUUGAUGAGGAUGGUGCUAAGAGGAAAUUUAGGUUUCCAGUGAAGCAUGGGAAGGAUUUGGAUUUGGAGUUGGAUGAUGAGAGGAAGCUGAACCUGUUGAACACGCUUCCUUUGGUGUCUCCUUAUUCGGAUGGGUCGAAAUUGGAUGUGUGGACCUUGGAAGCGGAGAAGUAUAGGGUUGGGGUAGUUCAUGAGUUCUUGAAUUUGACCUUGGAGAAGAGGGCCUCCAUUCAUCACCUUGUGGAGUUUAAGGAGGAGUUUAGUUUGACUAAGCAUACUUAUCACAUGCUUCUUAAGCAGCCCCGAGCGUUUUAUUUGGCCGGAACCGAGAUGAACUGGGCUGUGUUCUUGAAGGAUGCUUAUGAUAAAAAUGGUGUUUUGAUUGAGAAGGACCCCCAGGUGGUGUUCAAUGAGAAGCUUUAUAAGUAUGCUCUCAUGCAGGAGAUGGAACCUGGUUCUGAUGUUGGGAUGGAAAAGCAACAUUUAACUUGAGUUCAUUGAUGGUUUAUGUGUCCUUACUGAGUGAGAAACACUUCCAAAGGGAUUUUUAUAUUAAGGAAAAGGAAACUAAUGGAGGUCUUCAAUUAAAGGUGCUCUGGCCUCUGGAACCGGAAUGAAAUGGCUGGGAUGUAAAAGGUGUAACUUUUUCAUAUUUUGAUUCCAAGAAGAAUGAAGAGGUCUGGGAGAAAUUUGAGUUUAAUGUCGUGUUAGACUGUUAGUGAUAGAGCAGCAUUCACUCCCAAGAAUUGCAUAGGUGGCGAGGAUUUUAGGUUCGUCAACUUUACCAUUUUAUCUAGGUAUACCAGGUUCCAUAGUUUCAACUUUCAUCUGCUAUGAAAUGCUAGGAACCUGUCUUGUUUUCUACUAUGUUAUGUACAUAUAUUCAUGGUUUCAGACCUCUGGUUUUAAUGGGACCAUGACUUUUAUUAGACUGUUAUUAAGAGUCAUCA